CCACUACCGUGAGGGCUGGCGCAUGGCGGGGCCCGGCGGCGCGGCGAGGCCCGCGGCUUCCCGGGAGCUGCUGGACGUGCGGCACCGGCCAGGCCUGGAAGACAUUUUGCUGAUUAAUUCCAAGUGUAGCAGCAAGAAGGCCACAACUUUACAGACGGUUAAGGUGCCAAGGAGUGAUGUUUUGGACCGAGUACAGAGCUUUUUGCCACAGAUGGCCCAGGCAAAUGAUGAGCUCAAAAGAAAAAUGGUAACAGCACCUGCUCAUCAGUUUGAUAUUGAACAUCUAGACAGUGAAACAGAAAAAGUUAUAGAAAUGAAUGUUGCUGUAGUUGAGCUGAGUGAUUCUGAUACAGAUGAAGAGUUGCUGACUUCAGAAGAUGACUCAGAAUCUGAUGAAGAUGACUCUGCAACUGAUGAAGUGACAGUAGACAACAUUAAGUUUCCUAAACAAAAGGGAGAAAAGGGCAAAAUAGAAAUUUUGGACAGCAAAGCAAAUGAGUAAAUCUAUUUUAUUUUACUUAAAAAACCCCCAAACCAACCAAAUCGUGUUUUCUCGCUUUGAAGAGUUGGCCCUGAAAACCACUUUGUUUCCCAAUGUAGCAUCUCUCAGGAUCCUGUGAAAUGCUGUAGUUUACAUGGUGGAGAUUUCAGGAUCCACUCAUGACUGGGGAAAGCUGGAUUUUGGAAGAAUUAAGUGUGAUUUGAUUCAUCAAAUAACAGGGAAAUGCACUUCAUAGUAGAUUACACCAAGAAAACAGCUUGAGUAAGGGGCACUUGAAAGUUAAAAAUUAUUGUUCUAUUGCUUUGUUGAAGAAAGACCUUUUUUUCAUAGGAAGAUAGUUUUUUCUUCAAGGGCAAGAAAGAGUUAACUAGGAAGAAAGCUUUGUUUUUAUAUUCCACGUCCUGUGAAGAGUUUAUGGACUCUCUUCAAUAUUAAACAUGAUCUUUAAUAGCUCACAGGUAUGCCUACAUUACAUUCAUGGCAGUGACUGCUGAACACUGGAACUGUGACUGAGCUCAUUUCUGGCUGAGCCAGCCUGGGUAAGGACAGCCAUGACCAGAGAGUUCAGCAAAGGGUUAUUUACCCUUUGUGCCUGCACUGAGCUCCACACCAGCACAGGAAGGUUACAGGCCCAUGUGGGAAAUGUGUGUGGCUGUGGUGCAAACGCCUUCCAUACUCAAAGCAUCAAGGCUGCCUCUCGGGUGUUAUGAUAGCUUUAAGCUAGACUUUUCAUCCCCCAAUUUCCCUUCCAUGUUUAUAAUCUCUGUUAACAGCUGUCACUGACAGAAGGAUGUAAAGGUGAAUUUUCAGCUGGCCUGUAUUUAAGUAGGCUUGACACAAUUGUGAAACCAGAAUCAAUGAAAGUGUGUCCCAUUCAUGCUUACCUCAGAUUGAUCAAAUACAAUGGUAUGGGCCAUUACAUUUACUUCAUAAAUCAGUUUGCAUUUCAGAAGUAUCUGUCAUGCUCCUGGGUAUCAUUGUUUCUUAAAGGAACUUUGUAUUUUCUACACCAUUAAAGUAAAAUUUCCUAUACUGUAUUUGCUCAAAUAUUAAACUUAAUGUCAUGACUUGAAACCUGCAGUUAUUUUUAGAAUUAAUUUUGAAUCCCGUGCAUGAAGUUCUAGUUUUAAUACCUGUUUCUGUAGUAUUUGUGGUAAGAAAUAACAAGGAUUCUGGUCUUCCUUUUACAAUGUGGCCUAAAUGUAGGAUGGAGACAUGAUUUACUGAUUAAACCAUGGAAUAUUUUAGUGAAGUGGAAGGAUGGGAAUCGAAGAAUCAGACUGCUACCUUUAAUAGCAGCCCACAGAUAGUCAAAGCUUUGGGUGUUUUUGCAUUCUAAGA
Messenger RNA from Pseudopodoces humilis (Tibetan ground-tit), 1843 nucleotides. RefSeq names its product NOP protein chaperone 1 (gene NOPCHAP1). Gene Ontology annotation, biological process: box C/D snoRNP assembly. NCBI's taxonomy places the organism in Eukaryota, Metazoa, Chordata, Aves, Passeriformes, Paridae. The record is from RefSeq and is a predicted model, not a curated record. Gene Ontology annotation, molecular function: box C/D methylation guide snoRNP complex binding.